Messenger RNA from Micropterus salmoides (largemouth bass), 2531 nucleotides. It is a transcript of the gene gipc2, whose product is annotated as GIPC PDZ domain containing family, member 2. The transcript is spliced from 6 exons. The record is from RefSeq and is a predicted model, not a curated record. The coding region runs from base 343 to 1332 and encodes 329 amino acids. Gene Ontology annotation, molecular function: protein binding. Lineage: Eukaryota; Metazoa; Chordata; Actinopteri; Centrarchiformes; Centrarchidae.
AACAAGAGCGGCUAUUGUUAGCCGAGGACCAGCCAGCAGGUUGUGACAGAGUUUAUCACGUACUCACCACCUACCUGUUGAAUAUUCACACAGUUUAUUUGCAAGCGAGGGGCCGAGUCACUGUCGAAGAACAAAAGUCAAACCUAAAAGCUGUGGGCAGGUGAGGCAGGGAAAAGUGUUCGCGGAAGGAAGGAAGGAAUUGAGGAAAGCUAGGAGGAAGUAAAUAAGGACAUCAGACCGUUGGGGCUUGGGACUCAACAGGUUAGCCACUUCAAUGUUAUAGCAGCGGCUCGGACUUUUUGCUUUCCACGUCGAAAAACAAACGAGUACAACAACAAGAAAAUGCCGUUGGGACCAUGGAGGAAGAAAAACAAACCGACGAAGGAGCAUUUGGUGGAAAACGAGGAGGUCACCGGCGGACACGCAGGUCCCGGGAGCUUGGCUAAAUCCGCCGUGAACGGAGCGGGGCUACCGCCUCCACCUGCCAACCUGCGGCCCAAACUGGUCUUCCACACGCAGCUGGCUCACGGAAGCCCCACCGGCAGGAUCGAGGGAUUUUCCAACGUGAAGGAGUUGUACGCGAAAAUAGCAGAGGCUUUUAAUAUAAGGCCACCUGAGAUAAUGUUCUGCACCCUCAACACCCACAAGAUUGACAUGGACAAGCUGUUGGGGGGCCAGAUCGGCCUUGAGGAUUUUAUCUUCGCCCACAUUAAAGGGAUCAAGAAGGAGGUGGAAGUUUAUAAAUCUGAAGAUGCUCUGGGCCUCACCAUCACCGACAACGGAGCGGGAUACGCUUUCAUAAAGCGAAUCAAAGAGGGCAGUGUUGUGGACAGGGUGAAGGUGAUCUGUGUGGGUGACCACGUAGAGUGCAUUAAUGGACGUAACAUCGUCGGGACAAGGCAUUAUGAAGUCGCCCGCAUGCUUAAAGAUUUGCCCAAAGACAAAAAUUUCACCCUGAAACUGGUUGAGCCGAUGAAGGCCUUUGAAAUGCUUGAGCCCAGGUCAAAGGGUGCCAAACCUGCUGGUGACAACAAGAUCGGCACAGGGAGGGGGACUCUGAGACUUCGAUCCAAGGGCCCAGCUACUGUAGAGGAGGAGCCAACAGAAUUUGAGGAGAAGGCCGUGAAGAAAGUGGAUGACCUCCUGGAGAGCUACAUGGGCAUCAGAGAUACUGAACUCGCUGCUACGAUGGUUGAGGUUGGCCGUGACAAGAAGAACCCGGAUGAAUUUGCCAUGGCGUUAGACGAGACCCUCGGAGACUUCGCCUUUCCCGAUGAGUUUGUCUUUGAUGUCUGGGGGGCCAUUGGAGACGCCAAGCAGGGAAGAUUUUAAGUUUGCCCCCACCCCUUAAAAAGAAAAAAAAGCCACACACACACACUCCUUCCCUCCUUCGCCAACUCACCUCUUAAUAUCCUCAGAAGCAAACUGGACAAACUUUGACUAGCACAAACAGGGGCGGAUGAUGUGUUCUUAGGUGUAGCUUUGUACUAGGAUGGAGUGUCUUAAAGCGGACUUGGUCAUGUGGGUUUACGUAAGGAAUUUAACAUGUCAGCGUUUCAGUGUCAUCUUGUAAAGGUAUCCAUGAAAUGUGGAAUGCAGUUUCCAACACUGGACAUGUCUCCUGCAAGCUGAAGAGUUGGUGAUUAUUUCCAGAUGUUGUUUAAACCUUUUAAAGACCCCCUGAGCUGUAUCUUAGAAAGCUCAUGAUGCUGUUCUUCUGUCAGAACAGAGUCAACAGCGGUCUAUCACACACUUAUGAAAUGGCAUUAAAUGAAAAAAAGAAUCACUGUUUUAAUCACUAUAUCACUGUAUCAUUUUGAAUAUAAAGAUGUUUCACACAGCUUUUUAUAGGCUUUUUUAUAUGUAAAAAUGUCGCUGAUUUUACAGCAGCAGCGUUGUGUAAUUACGGUGAUUAGUAGCAAUAUUUUCCCCUCAGCAACCUUUUAAACUUUUUAUUUUUUAAAUGACCUCACAUUGUAGCCAAAAUGUCAGCUAUUUGGCCACGUUCACAUUGUUGUGAACUCUUCUGUCCAUCCACACGUCAGGUUGAGCCUUUCGUCCAUCUGUCAGAGACGGAGCAGAACAAAAGGGUUUUAUCUUUGAAUGUCUUUAGCUAAGUUCGACGACACACAUUCCACUGACAUAUCUUAUGUUUGUCAUGUUGUUAUAGUCUGUAAACACUGUUCACAUGUCAUGAAAUGAGGCUUAUUAAGAGAUGCACGCCUGUAAUUUAUGUCCUCAUGAAAAAUCACAUGCUGGAAGACCUUUUUACACUAAUAAGUGGCUCACUAUGAAAGGUUAGGAAAGGUUCUUUCCUAUAUAAAGCCAUUUUGAAGGCUGUGUCUGGAAUGGGAUCAGUUGCAAUUCAAUGUCCUAAAUAACUGCACUAUUUAAAUCACUGUCAAACUGAAUUUAAAUAGUGACUUGAUUAGUGUCAUCUACUGCUAACUGUUUGUAGCAGUUGCAUAUUGUUUGACAAACCAUAAGGGAUCACUAUUGUUGGAUAGACAAUAAAAUUUGAUAUACUAUUA